UGCAUACGCGCCGUGGCGGAGAGCGAAGAUGGCGGAGAGUAAUGUCGAACCAGAGCACGAAUGGAGCGACCGGGCCCUGGACACGGCCGACGACACUCUGGUUGCAAUGGAAACUCUGCUGGCCACACUGAGAGCCUUUGAAGACGUGCUCAGGCAACAGGAGAUAUCCGUGGCGUCUUCCACGGAGUACUGCGACAACUUCUGUCAGGCACUGAUGCACUAUGCUGGGAGCAGGAACUCCAUGGAGCAUGGUCUGCCUCUUCUGGAGGUCUACUGUCUGUCCAUAAACUGUUUCGCUGCGGCCCGAUCUCACCUCACCGCAGAGUCGGACAGAGUGGCCCUCGUUUUGAAGAGACUAGCUUUGAGCUGUUUUGAACUGCUGCUGUCAGUGCCUGAGAAUGAAAUCCCGUAUGAAGCCUGGGUUCAGUUCCACCACUCUGUUCAGAUUGCCCAUGAUACCUUGCUACAGUAUGGAAGCACAGACCUCCAAGCUUUACUCCAGAUCACAGGAGAGGGAGGAGCGUGGAGCAACCCUGUCCUUACAUCUCUCCUCACCGGCCAGCCCACCAACCUCGAAGAAGUGGAUGCAUACAUCAGCUUGGAGGGCGAGGGCUUCAUGGAGAUGCGGGUGAAGCACCUGGAGAAGAUGGGUGAAGUGGCCAAGGCAGUGGUGCUGGCCAAAGCGUGCACCGAAUGCAGCGUCAUCUCCAACCAAGCUACGUUUCGUCAAACAUUUGUCUCCUUGCUUUGUCACCUGCUGCCCAAUGAAGAGGCCAUCAUGGAGAUAUCCAGACUUGACUGUAAGGAUGUGCUGGAGAUCACGUGUACUUUGGAGACGGAGGGGGAGGAGAACACCGCCUUCAUCUUGUGCACAACCUUCCUGACACAGCAGCUCCAGCAGCAGAGCCUUUACUGCUCCUGGGAGUUGACUCUGUUGUGGAGUAAGCUUCAGAAGAGGAUCGACCCCUCAUCGAUGUCUCUCCUGGAACGAUGCCUUCAGCUAGGUGCCAUUGCCAAAACCGUCCACCAUUUGCUUUGCUUGGUCCGCAUCAUUCAGACAGAGACGGAGGCAAUGGGGGUACCUGCAUCAGUAGAACUUUGUGUCAAAGCCCUUCAACUUCCAAAGCAGGAUGACUCAGAAUCCAGGAUCUCCGUCUGUAAGACGGUGUCCUGCCUACUUCCAGUGGACCUUGAAGUAUUGCGUGCCUGCCUGCUCACAGAGUUCCUGCUCGGCCCCAGCCAGGACGUCUUCGGGUCUCUUCGGGAGCUUUACUUACGCCCCGACCAAAAGUACGACCAGGAAAGCGAGGUCAUUCCCAACUCGCUACGCUGCGAGCUGCUACUCGCUCUGAAAGCAUACUGGCCUUUUGACCCGGAAUUCUGGGACUGGAAAACUCUCAAGUGUCACUGCAUCUCCCUUCUGGGGGUGAUGCCGGAGUCCGAGGGGGAAGAAGAAGAAGAAGAGGUGGUAGACCAAAAAGAGAAGGUUAGACAACAUGAGCCACGGGGAGUCACAGUGAAAGUAGAAUCUGAGCAUGAAAUGAAGAUAAAUGGAAGUGUUGACGGUCAUGAGCAGCUUGAUAAUAAGCAAUCUUCUGACUCGGCAGAAAUCCCCGGCCAAUCAGAGACAAAGAAACACAGGUUCUGCUGUCAGAUUUGUAAGAGGUCGGUCACUGACGCCCAAAUCAUUCGCCACUCCAAAAGACACGCAGAGGACAACAGCCACCCCUGCCCGCUGUGUUUGGAAAAGUUCAGGCACAGAAAGGAUCUCGUUCCUCAUCUGAGAGACCAUGUGCAGAGUGAAACGCACCGUAACCAAAACAACAUAAAGAAAGAGGACGGGCAGAGGCGGCCGGACGAGGACGAUGAUAUAGAACCAGGUGAGAUCACCAUUGACCCUUCCUUAAUGCAGUAUUACAAAUCCACACAUGAUCCAGAAGUGCUGCAACACAUCGUGCAACAAGCCAAAACGGUGAAGGAGAAGAACGUGGACAAUGACGAGCAUGUGACAUUCGAAUACAUCGACCAACACUUCAGUGUGCAGAACCGGGACGAGUACCCGUGUCCAGGAACCGGGUGCACUCGGACUUUUAAACAUUCCAAGUACCUGUAUGUCCAUUUAAAGUCGGAGCACAACGGCGACGACAAUGUGAAAUAUUUUCAUCAGGUGAGGGACCAGCGGGAGAAGUGUGUUUUUUGUCGACGCCAUUUUCUCUCCGCAUACCAUCACCGCAAACAUCGAAGAGUUCACUACGGCGAUCGGCCUUACACAUGUGCGGUUAUGAGCUGCGGCGCUCAGUUUAGGACUUCCAAUGAACUUGUCACACACAAACAGGUCCACGGCUACCACCUGAACUACCAGUGUGGCCUCAAAGACUGUUACGUCACGUGCUCCGACCUGGGACAGAUUUAUCACCACGAAGCGCAACAUUUCAGAGACGCAGCGUUUACCUGCUCUAGCGCCGAAUGUAGUAAAUACUAUUUAUCCAAAAAAGAAUUCGUGACGCAUUUAUCCACGCACAACAUCACCUUCUCCGAAGAAGACUUUGAGGCUCAGAGGAAGGCGAAGCGGAAAUUUCACAAGAUGGUUACUGAAGCAACAAUCCGCCCUAAUAAGUCCGUCGAUGCAGAAGAGACUGAGAAUGGAGAAGACCAAAGUGCUUCUGCAGAAAGUUGUGCCUCAUCUUUGCAAGCACCUGACAGCAAGGAGCCCAAAGCCACGAUGACCUUAGUUGCGGUGUGUUUUGAUGGAAGUAAGUUCACCUGUGGUUUUGAGAAGUGUGGCAUGACUUUCUCCAGAGCCAGAGAUGUCCAGAGACAUCUUAAAUGUGCCCACCCAGAACACCUUAAACUGGAGAACAGGGAGCACAAGCACGACAAAGAGCGGGGCUCCAAGUCCAGAGGGAUAAAGACUGAGACUGAGCCGGACAGUAAGGAGAAGGGAAAAGAGGAGUUAGAACCCAUGGAGGCUGCCAAAGAAAGCAAAGACGCCACUCAUCCCGACAAUAAUGGAACAAACUCUUUAGGCCUUCAAACUGAAAACGAUGCUCUGAGUGAGAUCCUUGUUGGGCUCGGUAAACUGGACCUGAAUUCUUCGCCGCCUCACAGUGUGAAAAGCGAGCAGUCCAACCCAGAGUCCACCGCAUCCCAAAUAUCUCUUCAUCAGGCCAUCAUGGCAAAGCCUCCGGUUGUGUUGAUUCAGAAGAAGCCCCCUCCUGAGGAGACGGUCAAAGUCAAAACUGAACAAGCGACAUCGGAUGAUGAAGAAGACGGCGUUGAAUCAAUGCCCGCAUUUAAGCCUUAUGUCUGUGAAGAUUGCGGCUUCAGGACGGCUCAGAGUUACAGCUUGCAGCGACACUAUAACACCCAACAUGGCCGCAGUGUAGAGGAGGCCAGAACGAUGACUUCUUUGAAAACGACGUCUUUUAAGCCUUACGUGUGCCACCUUUGUUCCAAGGGUCACAGAGAAAAACAUGUGUUGAGGGCUCACUAUAUUCAGAUGCAUAAACUGAGUGUGACUUUGGUGAACAAAAUCAGCUGUGCAUCUAAAAAACAUACAUCUCAGCACCUGGCGAACCACGGUCUGAAAGUAUGGAAGAAAGAGAUCCCCAAGUUGCAACGCCAACCAGAGAAAAAAAACUCAACCGCAAAUGGACAAAACCUUGACAAUCAUUCUCCGUCUGAGGAGGAAGGAGAGGACGAAGCAGAAGGGAAAGAGGACACCGAGCAGAAGGGAGAGAGUGAGGAUACGAGCACACAACAGGGAGGCCUGGUACGCCACCUACAGCUGAUCCAUCAUUACAAUCGCUCUCAGCUCUUGUUGGAAAAGGACUUUGAUGCGCACCCCGGUCCAGAAGUCCGAAAAGAGCCCGCCAAGAAGAGGCCUCUCCCGAACUCCGAUGAACCUCAGCCGCAGUACAAGUGUCACUUUGCCAACUGCAACGCUUCCUACCACCUGAAAAGCAGCCUAGUGCGUCACACUCGGGAGACACACUCACCCCCACCGGAGCUAAUAAGGUGCAACUUUGAAGGAUGUACAAGCGUGUUCAGCCACAAUGAAGCACUUAAGAAACAUACACUUUAUAGUCACUGCGAGUACUACGAUUCACUGGUGGUACGUCUGCAGAGCACUCACAAAAAGUCAAUAACUGGAUGCCAAAAGAAGCUCAUCGUCGCACCACAGAGUCCUCCGAAAGAAGAACCCGGUUCAGCCGCCAUGCAGGCAGAGGGAUCGAGUCCAACGCCUGAAGUGACCCCCCAGUCAGAGGAAAUGGGCGAGGAGGCGGUGGCUGUGGAGGAGAACGGUGAGGUCUCAGGAGCAAAAAAGGGAGAGAGAAGAAGUAGUCACAUCCGUUAUGUCUUCAGGUCUCAUGAAGAAGCACUGCAGAUGUGCCAAGAUCGCUGCAUGCGUGUGGCCUACCCGUGCAUGGUUCAGGACUGCGAUUCUGUCGUCACGUACUUGAAGAGCUUGGAGCGUCACUACCUGAGCGUUCACCGCAUGCGGAGGGAAUAUCUUUCUAGGAACGGAGAUGAGCUGGUUUUUAACGCCGAGCAGCUGGAGGAAUUGAUUCAGAGGAAGUCGGCCAGACCAACGGUCACGGCAGCGUGUUCCCCCAAUGGAGUUCGCAAGAUGGAGUAUCAGGCGGAGCCAGAAAACACAGGGGGGCUGCCCGCACCCGUGAGCUUACACUCCAUCAAGGCAGACCCACAGGAGGAGGCCAAUCACGAUCCACUGGGGUUCCCAGAGGAGGAAGAGGAGGAGCCACCACUCGUUGAGAGAAACGGAGUCCUUGUUGGUGCGGAUGAGGUGCUCUACGGGGAGCCGAGCACCGGUGGGCACCCUGAAGACACGGCUGCAGCGCCGCAGAACAGUCAGAAAGCGGAGGAGAGAUUAAGCCUGGAUAAAAUCAAACCUCUUCUUCGUCCCCUCACCGUUGACCUCUCUCCACCGUGCUCACUGCGCUUCACUGCCGAGGAGGGCUUCCAGGACGUGUCGAGCACCAAGGACGGCGGUAAAAUGUUGAACGGUCCGCCUCCGUUGCCCCCACCUCCUGUUCGCCAGCCGUUAAAACGGAAAAACGAAUUGUCCGAACCGCCUGCGAACUUGAAAGAUACUCAUUCUCGUAGCCCUUCUCCGAGCCCUUUCGACACCGCCGCCUACAAGCCGACUGGCUUCGAGUCCUCGUUCCUGAGGUUCAUACAAGAGACGACCCCGAAAGACAAAAACGCCAUGUCGGGGAAACGGCGAGACUCUUCCAGACGCGGUUGUUCCGUUAAGGAGAACAACCAGCUGGGAAUCUCUCACACCCGCAGCAGGCGCACUCAUUCCCCACUGCUGAAGCCCCACGCUAUGACGGGAGACUUCACAUCAAUCCUAAACUUGAAGUCCAUCUUGGACAAAGCCCUGGCUGGGUGUGGGGACCUGGCUAUUAAGCAGCUUCAGUACCUCAGACCUGUGGUGGUCCUGGGGAGGCCGGUGUGCAGCACCACCCUGCCUGACGUCUUCCCAUCAGACACCAACAGCAGCAAACUGCUUCUUGGAAGUUAGUUUAACUGAGCACCUUUUUAACAUAGCUAUGUCAAAUGACUUUGUAUUUUCACAAUCUGUACCAGUAUUUUUCUUUCUCCCAAAAUAUUAGUAUUGGCUGUUUUUUUUUUUUUUUUGUUUUGUUUUUUUUUUGUUGCCAAACUGAAUAAUUAUAGAAAUGUUAUUAGCAUUGAGAUACAAACAAGCUUAAACAGUGCACAUUGAAUCCAAGUGGAUUGUUUUUUUAGACGUCUGUUAAAUGAGAGCGUUCAGAUAACACCUGUUAUGUCCACUCAUUAUGAUCACAAGUGUAUAUACUGUAGUUACCCAAGACAAUGUACAGAUUUUCAGAUCGUUAGAAAUGGUCAGUAGCGUAUUGCAAGGCCUUCUCAGUUGUGUAAAAAUGUGACUUAAAAAAAAAAAAUCAUAUCCUUACUAAAGAAAUGGUGAGGAAUAUGUUUGGUUGUUUUCCACUUCAGUUUAUAUGAAAUGAGUCUUGGGAUGCAGUGGACAGAUGUUGACAUGUAUCUAUAACUUUCUAAAUAAAUAAAUGUGGAAAUGAAUAUAAA
Anarrhichthys ocellatus (wolf-eel) is the source of this 6096-nucleotide messenger RNA. RefSeq names its product RLF zinc finger (gene rlf). Lineage: Eukaryota; Metazoa; Chordata; Actinopteri; Perciformes; Anarhichadidae. The transcript has 9 exons. The record is from RefSeq and is a predicted model, not a curated record. Gene Ontology annotation, molecular function: DNA-binding transcription factor activity, RNA polymerase II-specific; DNA binding. Gene Ontology annotation, cellular component: nucleus. Gene Ontology annotation, biological process: regulation of transcription by RNA polymerase II. Bases 29 to 5548 code for a protein of 1839 amino acids.